Haemorhous mexicanus (house finch) is the source of this 4095-nucleotide messenger RNA. RefSeq names its product CD5 molecule (gene CD5). Gene Ontology annotation, cellular component: plasma membrane. The record is from RefSeq and is a predicted model, not a curated record. NCBI's taxonomy places the organism in Eukaryota, Metazoa, Chordata, Aves, Passeriformes, Fringillidae. Bases 2367 to 3779 code for a protein of 470 amino acids. Gene Ontology annotation, biological process: T cell costimulation. The transcript has 10 exons.
CCUGAUCCAGCUCAAUAGCACCAGGGGUGGAAAUUAAACUGCAGGAAGGGCUGACAUGGAAGUCCCAGGUGUUGCCCCAGAGCUUGCCUACACCCUUCUGGAACAGCCCCCAUCCCGGGAACUUGCUGUCCAUAAAUCCUGUCCAGGAAGGCUUCCAGGGAUGCUGGAAGGGAAGCCACUGAGGUGCCACCCCAGACCCAGUGGCUGGUGUCCUAUGAGGGUGGGAUACAGCCCCCAAACCCUUCAGCACCUCCCAAUCCAUCCAUAUCCCAGCAGGAAGCUGGAGCCAAGCAGCUUCCUGGAGCCAAGCACCAUCCCAGAUUUGGGAUUCAGGGUGCUCCCAGCUGGGAGGGGGCGCACCACCCACCCAUCACCCCAGGACAGGGACCCCUCUGUCCCCUCCCCACCGCCCAUCCCAAGCCGGUUGCUCCUGUCCCAGCCCCGCCAUCGGAUUUCUGUCUCCCCGGGGAGGAGGUCGGGGUUCAGCUGCACCCCAAGUGGAAAAUGUGGCCCCCCCACAUCCUCCAGCUCUUUGCUGAGCGAGAGGCCCCGCACAAAGGAGCCGCAACAACGGAGGAAAUCCCAAAAUAGCAGCAAAACCCCGACAAAGGGCACUGGGCGAGGCGCGGGCUGCGAGCGGAGCGGGCACGGGGGGUGCCCCAGCCCCACUCCUGCUCUGGGUGCCGGGGGGGCUGGGAUGGAGGUGAUGAUGGGAUUCUGGCAUGGACAGGCCUGGAGGGAUUGAUGAAUUGGGGGGGGUCCUGAUGCUCUGGAGGGGUCCCAAAAUUCAGGGGGUAUGGAUGUACUGGGUGGGAUCCCAAUGUGGUGCAGAGGGGUUAGCAACGUCCUGAGGGUGCUGAUUCCCGGGAGGGCACCAGUUCCCUGGGGAUAACAAAGCCCUGGAAGGUACCAAAGCCCUGGGGGGCACCAAUUCCCUGGGGAUACCAACAGCCUGGGGGCACCAGCUCCCUGGGGAUAUCAGUGCCCUUGGAGCAUGACAACCCAUCCAAGGUGGCACCUCCAUCCCCACACAGCCACAUCAGUGCCAGCCAUUUCUCCGAGCUGCUCCUGCCCAGAAAAUCCCCCUUUUCCUCAUCAUUAUGAUCCCAGCAGCUUGCCGACAGCUGACAAGCCCCUUCCUGCUCACUCCAAAGGCAGAUCCUGCUUUUUAAAAGGCUCCUCACGGCUGGCAGCGUUGUCAGCACUUCCCAGCGCUCCCCAGACUCCCCCCGGGAAGGGAUUCCAAUCAUCCCGAGCUGCCACGGCAUGCUCAGGAUGCUGAGCUGACUCGCAGCGCCCGAGGCAAGGCAGAUGCUCAAUCUGAAGCCAAAUCCUGCCCCUGGGAUCUCAUGGCCUCCAGAGGCAGUCACGGCUGUGAGGGAAGGGCUGGACCCCAAGCACCCCAUAUCCAUGGGGGGCACAUACCCCUGGAUAACAGGAUCCUUCCUAGAGGCACAGAGUCCUGGGAUGUUUGAGGUGAUCCCAAAUUUCACGUUGAUUUUUGGGGGAUUGCAGCUUGCGGACACUCCACUGAAUCCUGAGAGCAGGCCUGGGAAUUGCACCCCUUUUCCAGGGAAUUUUCAAAGCCAAAGUGGGUGGUGGGCAGCUCCCGGACCCCCAUGUGGGAUAUUCCAAUGGGGCCUGCUUCCAUCAGGAUCAGCAGAAUUGCUGGGAUAACUGGGAUGGGAAUGAGUGAUGGCUACAGGGAGCACCCAGAUGCUGAGAUCCUACUCCAGGGCUGGGGACUGGAGCAUCCACAGAUGCUGGAGCAGGAUGGGAUGGGAAGUUCCAUUCAUCUCGCCUUCCAGCAAGAAUACCAUGGAGUCAAUGGAAAACAGCUGCCUCAUUAGCAUGCCUGACCUGGAUUCACAGCAUUUAAUUAGGGCACAAUCAAUUAAUGCCUCUGCCCUGGCUGGGUCCAGGCCCACGUGCCCUUGCAGGAGUGUAGGGUGUCCCUGGAAUGCCAGAACCUGGGAUGUGCCUGGAUAAAAUCUUCCCCCAUCCUAUUCCUGGGGGUAAUCACAGGGUUUUAAGGGAUGUCAGGAUGGACAUUGACUCCUCUGUAAGCCUGGGGGGCUCGGAGACCCCCAAAUCUCCCUCGGCACUGGAUAUAUUCACUGCCUCCCUCACCAGAGCAGCAGAGACCCGGGGAUUUGGCGGGGGCUGAACCCCACACGUUUCUCACCCCUUUCCUCUCGUGCUUGGCGGGACCCAGGGAGGCAACAGAGUCUUCAAACGGGCCCAGAGGUGACGUCAAAAAACCACAGAGGGAGGAAAAACAGCCGGUUCCUGUCCGGGCCCCCUCCCUCGCCUGCUCUGGGUCGGGCAGCGGAGGCGGCGGAGCCCCCGGAGCCUCCCGUGCCCCCAUGGCACCAGCAGAGCCCAUGGCAACCUGGCUGCCCAUCCUGUGCCUCCUGCUGGGAAUGUGGGCCUUCUCUGACCAUGGAGGAGCCACCUGGAUCCCUGGAGAAUCCAUCCUGAGACUCACCAGAGGCGGCUGCCGCUGCAUUGGGAUACUGGAGGUGAACUGGGAAAACCAAUGGAGACCGAUUUGCUGGGAGAGCGUGAGUGUGGGCCACCUGAAGUGGAUUUGCCAGCGGCUGGAGUGCGGCCCCCCAACCUCUGAGCCCUUGGAGCUCAUCAUUCCUGGUGGGAAAGGGCCACAGAGUCAGCCCUCGAGGUGCAGUGAGCCAGCGGGAUGCCACUGGGAGCUGGAAAACUGCACAUGGCAUGUCAUUGUUGCCUGCAGAGAGCCAGUGAAAGCCACUCUCAAGCCCACGCCAGCACCCCCAACCACCACCCCAGAGCCCACGGGACCCCCAAGGCUGCGGCUGGUGGACGGGAAUUUCAGCUGCUCUGGCUUCCUGGAGCUGCACAAGCAGGGGCUGUGGGGGGCUGUGGCAAGCACCCUGCACACCUGGACACAUCUGGUCACCCUCAUCUGCCAGGAAUUGCACUGUGGCACUGCUGGGAGCAGCCACGGCGAGCCGGAUCCAGGGAUCCACCUGCCGGUGCGGUGGGAGGCGAUGGAUUCCUGCGGGAGCCGUUCCCUGCUGGACUGCUUCAACAGGACCAGCUCCCGGGGGAAAAGGCCCGCCUUCAUCACCUGCUCAGAUUCCCAGCCGCGGGCCCUGCGGAGGCUGGCAGCCGGCCCCACUCCCUGCGAAGGGGACAUCCAGGUGUUCCAUGCAGGACAGUGGUGGGAUCUGUGUGAAUCCAGAGCAGCGCAGCGAGACAAGCAUGGCCAGCAGAUCUGCCAGGAGUUGGGCUGCGGCAAUCUCACUUCCAGCACGGAAAUCCAGGAGCCUCCCUCGACAGGAGUCACCUGUGGGCUUGAACCCCUGCACCUCUGCCAGCCCAAAUUUGGCAACAUCCGGACCUGCUCCCGGACCAGAGUUGUGUGCCAGGACUCAAAGCCACUUCCCACUGGAACAUCUGCUGGAACCGUUGUGAGCAUCUGCCUGGCCCUGCUGCUUUUCCUCAUCCUUUUCCUGAUCUGCGGCCCUCCUGCCUAUCGGAAGCUGAUGAAGAGAAUCUCCAAGAAGAAGCAGCGCCAGUGGAUUGGUCCCACGGGACUCAACCAGACAGUGUCUUUCCACCGCUCCAGCACUGCUCCGAGGCCUCGGGGACAGGGAGGGGACAACGACUAUGCUCAGCCCCCCAAAAGGAGCUCCCAGCUCUCCGCUUACCCAGCUCUGGAAGCAGCGUGCCGGCGUUCCAACCCUCCGGAUAACUCCUCAGACAGUGACUAUGACCUGCACUCUGCCCGCAGGGUGUGAUUCCCUGCUUCCCAAAGGAGCUGAUCCCACCUCCCACCUCAGCUUUGGGGGCAUCCCAGCACCCUUCCAGGAGCACUUCCCAGCCUCCUCAUGGAAGAAAAGGAGGUUUUUGUGAUUUUUUAAAAAGCUAUUUAUAGGAAUGUAAGAGGUAGGGGGUGUAAGGAGCCUUUUGGAAUAGUGGGAUCACCAGCUUCUCCAAACCAGGAUAGAGUCGGGAUGAUGGAUAAGGGAUAGGGAUGCAAGGAUGGGAAUACUGAGAAUGAGUCUGAGAUAUUUAAUAACAAAUACCUGUAAUAAAAUUGGGGUUUUGUACUAA